This is a messenger RNA of Chanos chanos (milkfish), 1781 nucleotides long. It is a transcript of the gene mllt1a, whose product is annotated as MLLT1 super elongation complex subunit a. Gene Ontology annotation, molecular function: chromatin binding. The coding region runs from base 10 to 1773 and encodes 587 amino acids. Gene Ontology annotation, cellular component: transcription elongation factor complex. NCBI's taxonomy places the organism in Eukaryota, Metazoa, Chordata, Actinopteri, Gonorynchiformes, Chanidae. Gene Ontology annotation, biological process: positive regulation of DNA-templated transcription. The record is from RefSeq and is a predicted model, not a curated record. The transcript has 13 exons.
CAGAGAACCAUGGAGAAUCAGUGCACAGUGCAGGUGAAGUUGGAGCUUGGUCACCGGGCCCAGCUGAGAAAGAAGGUGACGUCAGAGGGUUUCACUCACGACUGGAUGGUGUUUGUGCGUGGGCCCGAGACGGGGGACAUCCAGCAUUUUGUGGAUAAAGUCGUCUUCCGCCUUCACGAAAGCUUCCCCAAACCCAAGAGAGUGUGCAAGGAGCCACCCUACAAAGUGGAGGAGUCGGGUUACGCAGGCUUUCUCAUGCCCAUAGAGGUGUACUUUAAAAACAAGGAGGAGCCGAAAAAAGUGUGCUUCAGUUAUGACCUGUUCCUGAACCUGGAGGGAAACCCCCCCGUCAAUCACCUACGCUGCGAGAAGCUCACCUUCAACAACCCGACGCGAGAUUUCAGACGGAAGCUGGUCAAAGCCGGAGGGGUUUUGGUGGUCCCGGAGGGUUCAGAAGCGGUCUCCAGGCCGAGUCCAGACUACCCAAUGCUUCCAACCAUCCCACUCUCUGCUUUCUCAGACCCCAAGAAGACAAAAACCUCCCACGGGUCCAAGGAGCCCAGUAAAGAGGGAGGAGGUGGGAAUAAAGGAGCCAAACCACACAAACUGACCAAGGAGCACAGAGAACGACCGCGGAAAGAUUCGGAGAGCAAGGCAGCCAGCAAGGCCUCUUCUCGCGAACUCACCUCCUCCUCCUCCUCCUCCUCCAAAAAAACAGCCGAGAUUAAAGUCAAAGAGGAGAAUAAAGUUCUGCCCAAAGCUGCUUUUAAGGAGCCCAAACUCACGCUGAAGGAGGCCAAAAUGGAGGGCAUGUCUCCAAAAGGAGGAGGGGGAGCGGGGGGAGGAGGAGGAGGAGGAGGCGGCGGCGGGGGUGGAGGAGGCGGAGGACAACCCGAAACCAAAGCCCCCAGCAAACGCCCUUCCAACGCCGAGUCGCCGAAACCGAGCGUCAAGAAGCAGAAAAAAGGGAGCUCGGAGGGACCAAAGGGUUCGUCGGGAGGGGGUUUCUCCAGCACCUCCCCCCGCGUUUCCUCCACAUCCUCCACCGCUCCCUCGACCUACACGGAUAAGAAACCCCCCAAAGAAAAGGGUCGUUGGGUCAAGGGCAAGUCAGAGGCUCAGGAGGUCAAAGAGAGCAAGAAACCGCCGGAGUCAGAUGACUCCAACUCCGAAGAUGAGGCCUCCUCCAAAUCCGAGUCAGCUCCCUCCAGCCCCUCCAACUCCAGCUCUGACUCCAGCUCCGACUCCAGCUCUGACUCGGACUUUGAGCCCCUUCAGAAACAAGGCCAAGGACCUCUGCGGACCAUGGUGGAGGACCUGCAGUCUGAGGAGUCUGACGAUGAUGAUAGCAGCUCUGAGGAAGAGACGCCGGUCAAGAACAACGUGCCCAAUCGAGACUCCAGAUUGAGUUUGGACAGUGAGAGUGACAGCAGUGAUGGUCCGCACCGCCCCAUUCGAGACCCGCCCCCCCAGCCCCAGAAACACAAUUCCUCCAAUAACAAGUCCUCAGGCAGGAAGAGCCCGGAGCCUUGCCUGCGUCAGGAGAAGGUGUUGAAGAAGGGAUACGACAAGGCCUACACAGAGGAGCUGGUAGACCUCCAUCGCAGGCUCAUGGCUCUGAGAGAAAGGAACAUUUUACAGCAGAUUGUGAAUCUCAUUGAGGAGACCGGCCACUUCAAUGUAACCAACACAACCUUUGACUUUGAUCUGUUUUCACUGGAUGAGUCGACUGUCCGUAAACUACAGAGCUACCUAGAAGCCACGGCCACGUGACAGGAAGU